AGCGCCUGUGGGUGGCAGCAGUGCGCAGAAUCAGCUGAACGUGACGUCAGGCGAAGAAGAAUCUCCCUGUUUACAGCUGUGUUUAAAUUAUGUUAGCAUCAGUUUCGACAGUGUGAUUUAAGACAUGAUUUCUGAUUUAAACUUUCAUUCUGAAACACCGACAUGAGCGACACGAUGGAGAGCCGAGAGCAGCGCACUCUUCUGUCCGAGCGCGAGCCUUCAGCCGAAACCAAGAGAGCUGGACUCAGUGAGCAGCCUCAGGCAGCAGGAGAGAGGAUCACAGCAGUGGAGAAGAGAGGGCCGUACCUCAUGACCAAAGCUCAUGCCUUCAACAGCAAGCUCCAGAAACAGCGGGAAACGGCCAGAAGAGCUCUGCAGAAGAGAGGCUUGAGUCCGGCGGGACCUGUGCUUCAUCAGCCCCGACACAAACCAAAGACUGUGAAGUUCAAUAAGGGAUACGCUGCCUUGAGUCAGACGGGAGAAGAUUCGCUCAUCUCACUGGAUUCAGACAGUGAUGCGGAGCUGGAUUGUUCAUCUGGAUAUUCCUCAGCGGAGAUUCAUCCAGACCUGAGCCGGCAGCUGCUGAAGGACGGAUAUCACCUGGAUGAGAUACCUGAUGAUGAAGAUCUGGACCUGAUUCCCCCUAAAGCCUUGAGCUCCUCCGUCUGCUGCUGCUCGGAGGCGUCAUCCUGCUGUGUGCAGUGAUCCAACCACAACACCAGAGACGGACACGACGUCCAUUAGUGACCAUCAGAGGUCUGUGUGUGUGUGAGUGCAUCAGAAACACCCUGUGUGUGUUCCUACAAGAGUCAUUUAGUUUGUGAUCGUUUAAGUUCAUUUUGUAGGCAACACACGUCCAAUUCUGACCUGCAUGCAAGUGUGAUUUACUGUCCGUAUCCCAUGAAACCACUCAAGAACGCUUCACAUCCGUGUCGUAAAUCACCCAAAAUAAUAAUAAAAAUAAGUAGUUAUAUUUAGAAAUGAAGCAUAGCACUAUUACCACACCAGUAGUGACAUGAUUUGCACUGUUACAUUAUUUUCUUUCUUCUUUCUUAAGUUUAUCGGUAACUCUUUACAAUAAAGUCUCAUUUGUUAACAUUAGUUAAUGCAUUAACUAACAAUAACCUUUGUUAAUGGUAAUGUAAACCGAUUAACAUUAAACAAUUAAACUUUAUUAAGCAUUACCAGUUUAUUUACCCCAGAUUCUCAUUAACGUAAAGCCAAAGAUCUCAUUCUCAUCGCUGUAAUCAUGUAAUAAAAUAAUAUUUAAAUGAACAGUUAUUUAUACAUCAUGGUAGUAUUUGUUAUGCUUUAAAAACCUUUUGCAAAAGCGGAUUACAGUAACGAAACUUACCGUUGGAGCCUGUUAUUCUCAUUGUCUUUAGUUACAACAUAAAUAUGUAGUUUAUUUUUGGGGUGAAAUAUGGUUUGAAUGAGAUUCGUGUGUGUUUGACGUGUGUCCUGAAGCACUGACCAUGACGCGUGUUUUUAUCUUUAUUGUCUGAGUUUUUUGUCAUAUAAUCAUCAUUUCGCUCAAGACAGCAGCUCUGAUGGUUUCAAAAAGGAACUGAAGACUAAAGUGGGAUCUGAAAGAGACGAAAUUACCCAUGAUUCUCCAGUGCAGUGUUUGGGGAAGCGCAGUGUUACUGAUGUUGAGAAAGCUGACACUACUUUACAUACUGUUGAGUCAAGUGUGUGUUGUGUCAUGUAAAUGUUUUACUCUGCUCUUUUGAAAAGUGUUUAUUAAACUUUUUUUUACAUUUU
This is a messenger RNA of Ctenopharyngodon idella (grass carp), 1764 nucleotides long. RefSeq names its product protein FAM219B-like. NCBI's taxonomy places the organism in Eukaryota, Metazoa, Chordata, Actinopteri, Cypriniformes, Xenocyprididae. The transcript has 6 exons. The record is from RefSeq and is a predicted model, not a curated record. Bases 163 to 705 code for a protein of 180 amino acids.